GUUGGCUGGAUCCAUGGAUGGAAGGAAUCACUCAGUUGUGUCUGAGUUUGUGUUUCUGGGACUCACUCAUUCAUGGGAGGUCCAGCUUCUCCUCCUGGUGGUCUCCUCUGUGCUCUAUGUGGCAAGCAUGACUGGAAACAUCCUCAUUGUGUUUUCUGUAACCAUCGAUCCUCACUUACAUUCCCCCAUGUACUUCCUACUGGCCAGUCUCUCUUUCAUUGACUUGGGGGCCUGCUCUGCCACCUCACCCAAGAUGAUUUAUGAUCUUUUCAGAAAGCACAAAGUUAUCUCCUUUGGAGGCUGCAUUGCCCAGAUCUUCUUCAUCCACGUCAUUGGUGGCGUGGAGAUGGUGCUGCUCAUUGCCAUGGCCUUUGACAGAUAUGUUGCCAUUUGUAAGCCUCUCCACUACUUGACCAUCAUGAGCCCGCGAAUGUGCAUUUUGUUUCUGGCUGCUGCUUGGGCCCUUGGCAUUAUUCACUCACUGUUCCAACUAGCAUUUAUUGUUAAUUUACCCUUCUGUGGUCCUAAUGUAUUGGACAGCUUUUACUGUGACCUUCCUCGUCUCCUUAGACUAGCCUGUACAGAUACCUACAGAUUGCAGUUCAUGGUGACUGUCAACAGUGGGUUCCUUUGUGUUGGCUCUUUCUUCACACUCCUCAUCUCCUACAUCUUCAUCCUGUUUACUGUUUGGAAACAUUCCUCAGGUGGUUCAUCCAAGGCCCUCUCCACUUUGUCAGCUCACAUCACUGUGGUAUUUUUUUUCUUUGGUCCAACCAUGUUUAUCUAUACAUGGCCACAUCCCAAUUCGCACAUGGACAAAUUUCUUGCUCUCUCUGAUGCUGUUCUCACUCCUUUUUUAAAUCCUGUCAUCUACACAUUCAGGAAUAAAGACAUGAAGGCAGCAAUGAAGAGAGUAUGCAGACAGCUAGUGAUUUACAGGAAGAUCUCAUAGGUAAUAUAAGGCCUUCUCACUA
This is a messenger RNA of Leptonychotes weddellii (Weddell seal), 974 nucleotides long. Its product is annotated as olfactory receptor 4F3/4F16/4F29. NCBI's taxonomy places the organism in Eukaryota, Metazoa, Chordata, Mammalia, Carnivora, Phocidae. Gene Ontology annotation, molecular function: olfactory receptor activity; G protein-coupled receptor activity. Gene Ontology annotation, biological process: G protein-coupled receptor signaling pathway. The record is from RefSeq and is a predicted model, not a curated record. Gene Ontology annotation, cellular component: membrane.